CGCGGUCCGAAGUCAUCGGGCUCGGCUUGGAAAUACCGAUCAACACGAUCGAUGAAGGGACUGUUGGUUGGAUCAUGUUCAGUAUAGGCAUGCACUCGGCGAUCCGGGCGACGGAUAAGCAUAAGGCGGCGACAGAUUGCCAAAUCAUUGCCUGGCCAAGUAAGAGGGUGAUCAAAUAAAAUGCAGGAGUAGCGCAGCUAAUUCUGAAUGCUUUCACAAUAACGGCGCAUAUACUGCAAGAUCAAUUCUAAUCAUGAGCGAUCAAGUUACCAUAACACCCGAAAUGGCCUCCGACAGGGAAGACCAGAAGCCUGGGAUAAAUGAUCAAUACCAAGACCAUCUGGUAACCUUCGACGGUCCAGAUGAUCCCUAUAACCCCAUUAACUGGCCAUUCCGCAAGAAGUUCAUCACCACCAUCUCCUACGGUCUCACAACUUGCUGGAUCACAUUAGCCUCUGCAAUCUUCGCCGCUGCUAUUGAACCGGUUUCUACCGAGUUCAAGGUCAACACUGAGACAUCCGCUGCAGCAACGAGUUUGCUUGUGUUCGGAUUCGGUCUUGGGCCUUUGGUCUGGGGACCGCUCAGUGAGCUCUAUGGUCGGAAAUGGCUUAUCCUCAUCCCGUAUUUUAUCGCCGCCGUCUUCUCAUUCGGCACAGCCACCGCAAAGGAUAUCCAAACCGUCCUCAUCACGCGCUUCUUCUCGGGUCUCUUUGGCAGCGCGCCCGUUACGAUUACUGGAGGUGUUAUGGCAGAUAUCUGGGCUCCUCAUCAACUUGGUAAUGCCAUCGUGGCUUAUGGAGUCACUAUUGUUGGAGGUCCGACAUUGGGUCCUAUAAUAGGCGGAGCACUGUGUUCGAGUCACCUGGGCUGGCGCUGGACUGAGUACCUGACUGGCAUUGUGAUGAUGGCUCAGCUUGCAGUUGAUCUUUUGGUGAUUGAUGAAAGCUAUGCACCUAUUUUGUUGGCGAGGAAAGCUCAUAAGCUGAGACUUCAUACGCAAGACUGGGCAUUACAUGCUAAGCACGAAGAAUGGGACGUGUCAUUCAAAGAGCUAUAUCAGAAAUACUUCAUCCGACCAUUUCAGAUGAUGGCAACACCCAUCUGUUUUCUUAUGUCGCUAUACGCCUCAUUUGUCUAUGGCAUCCUAUACGCAAACCUCGAAAGUUUCUCCAUAGAGUAUCAAGAAGUGCGUCAUUGGGGACCAGUGGUUGGUACACUACCCUUCAUCGCACUUCUAAUCGGUAUCCUAUUUGCAGCAGCGGUCAAUAUCUACAACAACAAAUACUACCGUAGGAAGCUUAUGGAGAAUGGAUACAGGGCCGUCCCAGAAGCUAGGUUGCCUCCGAUGAUGCUUGGGGGUAUCGUCUUUACAGCUGGACAGUUCUUGUUUGCAUGGACCUCAUCCCCAGACAUGAACUACUGGCCAUCUAUCAUCGGCAUUGCGUUGACUGGUCUUGGCUUCACAACCAUCUUCCAAGCUGCACUAGGCUAUCUCAUCGAUACAUUCACUCGCUACAGCGCAAGUGCAGUUGCAGCCAAUACCUUUAUGCGGUCCAUGUUCUCUGGUGCAUUUCCUUUGUUCAUCAUUCCCAUGUAUCACAAGCUUGGAGUGGACUGGGGAACAACCGUUUUUGGUUGCAUUGCUGCUGUGUUGGUCCCUGUUCCCUAUCUGUUCUUUGUUUGGGGCAAAAGGAUCCGAGGUAAGGGCAAGUGGAGCAAGGACAGCGUUUAGCUGCACCAUGGGUUUGUCUUGUCUUACGAGUCUGAUCUUGUAUAUGAGUUUGUAAAACUCAAUCACUGUGUAUAUCAUAGCCGUGAAAGGUUGAUGUCCGCUGGCGUGUCAACUGGGAAAUUAGAAUGUGUAAUCGGGAGAACUUUAAUGCACUGUAUGAAAAGGAUUAAUAACAUGCACUGCACUUCAUUUGAAG
Molecule: messenger RNA, 1928 nt
Organism: Fusarium redolens
Lineage: Eukaryota; Fungi; Ascomycota; Sordariomycetes; Hypocreales; Nectriaceae
Product: major facilitator superfamily domain-containing protein
Exons: 5
Coding region: 254-1732 (492 amino acids)
Biological process (GO): transmembrane transport
Molecular function (GO): transmembrane transporter activity
Source: RefSeq, a predicted model, not a curated record